Messenger RNA from Racocetra persica, 669 nucleotides. NCBI's taxonomy places the organism in Eukaryota, Fungi, Glomeromycota, Glomeromycetes, Diversisporales, Gigasporaceae. The record is from the annotation of a GenBank genome assembly.
AUGAAGCUAAAAUUCGAGGGUUUGUCCAAAUUAAAGCCGGAUGGAACUUAUUUAUUUAAAGAUGUUUCGAAAACUCUGUAUGAUAAUGAAAUAUUAACUAUUUCUGGUCCAAGCGGUGUAGGGAAAACUACGUUGUUGAAAUGUAUCUCCCAGUUGGCAGUAUAUGAAGAAGGUGCCAUGUUCCUAGACGAUAAAUCUCCCGAAGAAUACGGAAUUACGAAUUGGAGAACUCGCAUCAUGUAUGUCCCGCAGAGAGCUCCCAUAAUGCAAGGCACGCCGUUGGAAUUUUAUGGAGCUAUACAAAUGUUUAACUCACAGCAAAGGAACAAGUACAAGUACGAAGAUCCGGUUGAAAUAGCUGAACGAUGGAAUGUUAAUAGAGACUUAUGGGACAAAACUUGGAACCAAUUAUCAGGUGGCGAAAUACAGCGUAUUUCGCUAGCCAUUGCUCUAUCAUGCAAGCCGCAAAUAUUACUUCUUGAUGAACCAACAUCGGCACUAGACCCUACAACUUGUCUUUUGGUCGAAGAAACACUUAAAAAGUAUACUUGUAUUUGGGUUACGCACAAUAUGGAACAGGAAAAUCGUGUAGCCACUCAUCGAUUAGUGUUAAGUCCUUACGUAAAUGAAGAUGUGAAUGAAUCUGAAAGCAUACUGAUAGAUAUUUAG